CAACUGACAACGAAAAGGCGAAAUGGCACUAAAAGGCCUGCAACUUCACGUCCAAAGUGAUGAAGAAUGGGACGCCCUUCUGCUCAACGACGGCGUCAUCGUCGUGGACAUUUACUCGGAAUGGUGCGGCCCGUGCGUAGGAAUGGCGCCCACGUUGAGAAAAUUAAAAUCCGAAUUCGGCGGGGAUCUUCUAGUACUAGCCGUGGCCAAAAGCGAUAACAUCAAAGCCCUCAAACGGUUCAGGAACAAGAGCGAACCAACCUGGUUGUUCAUCUCAAAAGGCCAGAUGAUGAACCUCAUGUUCGGCGCCAACGCCCUAGAAAUUACCGGCGCUGUGUUCGAGGAGGUGAAUCGAGAGCGACAAGCCAGGGAGAAUUUCACCGCGCGCACGGAGGGCAUGCCGAUAUCCAAACUGCAUCCGAUAGAAAUGCACCGAUACGACGAAGUCCAGAAGCAGAUGAAACUGGCGAAGGAGAAGGAGGAAGCUAAAAAAAUGAAGUGCUUCAGAGACAGGAAGGUGAACGAAUGCAAGAACGUACUGAAGAACGUAUCCAUGGGCGUGAUGCUGGUAUUCCCCUGCGCUAAGGAGAAAUACAAGAGUCUGAUUAAGGAAGCUUUGAAGGAAAAUGAUUGUGUUAUUGCAGACGAGGAAUGCGUCCGAAUGGACGUUGAUUUACUGGAAGAAAUGUUCUAUUUCUACGAAGAAGAGGAACCGCCGUUCGACGAAGCAUCCUUGAACAGUUUACUGAACGCCAAAUGCAUUCUGCUCGCCAUCAGGAGCCUUCAAGUGGUGGAUUCGUCGGUUUGGGAGGAAUUGAUGGCGAGAAUUAUCUACGGAAAAUCGUCCAGAAGUCCUCCAGGCGAUCGAUCCUGCUUCUAUCAAAAAAUGCAAACCGAUAUGGAAGACAGGCAAACUGGCGAAGUUCAAAUACUGACCGGAGUUUGGAUACCCAAGAAACCCUACAUCAGGGCGACGAUGUUGAGGAUGUUUUUCCCUAAAUACUCCGAUAAUUUGGAAGUACCCGAUCCUGGACCGCUUCCGCCUCAUUACGCUAUGGUUUUCGACACACCCAAGAUAAAAUCAGCCCUGAAGAUUAUGGGCAAGUGGCCCAAAGAAUUCAUUUAUUACGGAUUUUUCACCAGCGAAGAUCCGGAGAAUACCGAGCUGGUGGCCAAAAGCGUGCAGAGAUUGGAGAGGCCCGAUUACAAAUCCAAACGCACUUACGAAGAAAAAUUGGUUAUUUCGGUUUGCAAGAAGAAAAGCGAACUGAUCUUAGAACUGGUGCAAUUAGGACCAUUGUACAUGUCUACAACCACCGAAGAAGGAGCCAAAGAAACCGACAUGUUCUUCUCCGACGAUUACGCGGAUUCCCUCUCAGACGAAGAGAAAGUCUUCGUUGGGUCAAUAGAAGAAGAAGGCGUAGGCAAAAGAGUGCCGGCCUGAAACCGCCGAUUUUCGUUUUACUUUUAUUUAAAUGAAAUAAAGUUUAUACCUCAGUUA
This is a messenger RNA of Phyllotreta striolata, 1501 nucleotides long. The record is from the annotation of a GenBank genome assembly. NCBI's taxonomy places the organism in Eukaryota, Metazoa, Arthropoda, Insecta, Coleoptera, Chrysomelidae.